GGAAGGCGGUGCGGGCGGCUUUCACUUUCCCUUCCCGGUGCCCUCUCUUUGCUCCUCGCGCCGCAGAAGGGCCCCCUCCCCAGCCAUGAUCACGCUCAGGGUCCAGCCUGAUGCCCAAGCCAAGGUGGAUAUGUUCCGGGAAGACUUGUGUACCAAGACAGAAAACCUGCUUGGGAGCUAUUUCCCCAAGAAGAUUUCUGACUUGGAUGCGUUUUUAAAGGAGCCAGCUCUCAAUGAAGCCAACCUGAGCCAACUCAAGGCUCCAUUGGACAUCCCAGUGCCUGAUCCAGUCAAGGAGAAGGAGAAGGAGGAGCGGAGGAAACAGCAGGAGAAGGAAGAUAAGGACGAAAAGAAGAAAGGGGAAGAUGAAGAUAAAGGUCCUCCCUGUGGCCCAGUGAACUGCAAUGAGAAGAUCGUGGGGCUCUUGGAGCUCCUGAAGCCAGAGAUCAAAGAUGUCAUUGAACAGCUCAACCUGGUCACCACCUGGUUGCAACUCCAGAUCCCUCGGAUUGAGGAUGGCAACAACUUUGGAGUCGCUGUUCAGGAAAAGGUGUUUGAGCUGAUGACCAGCCUUCACACCAAGCUGGAAGGCUUCCACACCCAGAUCUCCAAGUAUUUCUCUGAGCGGGGCGAUGCAGUGGCCAAAGCAGCUAAGCAGCCCCAUGUGGGUGACUACCGGCAGCUGGUGCACGAGCUGGACGAAGCAGAGUACCGGGAUAUCCGACUGAUGGUCAUGGAAAUCCGGAAUGCUUAUGCUGUGCUGUAUGAUAUCAUCCUGAAGAACUUCGAAAAGCUCAAGAAGCCGAGGGGAGAGACGAAGGGAAUGAUCUAUUGAGACCUCUGCUCUCGCUCUCAUUCUGUGAUGGGCAUGGCAGAGACUCUCCUGCCUUUAUUGGGGACUUGCCUCCGAAGUUUCUCCUAAGGGGUUUCCUCUCACCGUGCAGCCCAGGUGCAAUAAAUACAGUCACACCAUU
Molecule: messenger RNA, 974 nt
Organism: Echinops telfairi (small Madagascar hedgehog)
Lineage: Eukaryota; Metazoa; Chordata; Mammalia; Afrosoricida; Tenrecidae
Gene: PSME1
Product: proteasome activator subunit 1
Exons: 11
Coding region: 86-835 (249 amino acids)
Biological process (GO): regulation of G1/S transition of mitotic cell cycle; regulation of proteasomal protein catabolic process; positive regulation of endopeptidase activity
Cellular component (GO): nucleoplasm; proteasome activator complex; cytoplasm
Molecular function (GO): endopeptidase activator activity
Source: RefSeq, a predicted model, not a curated record